AUGCCUUGUGACCCGGUGGACAAGAGCCCGGCGAGUGAGAAGGACACCCCGGUGCAAUGUGCCAAGUGUCCCUCGGUGCCUGAGCGAUGCAUCUUCUGCCUCUCCAUGGACGGAAGGCAAUACGUCCCUCUUCAUUACGAAAGCCCUGCGCCAACGUCUUCAAGGCUGCCGUACAGCUCAGCCCUCACAUCGCAUACUGCCUGCGCGAAAUGCUGGGCCGACUGGGAGGAGCGUCUGCCUGAUCCACGAGCGAAGUUUCCGCAAUGCCCAGUGUGCCAAAGGGCCGUCGACAUUGGUCAGGGCUACGCAGACAAGGUGCAGUGCCACCCGUGCUUGGAGGAGUUGCUGGCAGAGGUGCACUCGCGCAGGCAGCGACCCAAAAAGGAUGCAGCUGAUGCAAAGAGGGCAUCCAGAUGCUGUUGGCUCUGGGCUCUAGUCCCAGUCGUUGUGUUGAUUGCUGUCUUUAACGUGGCCUUCUCAGUCGUGCUCGACCUCACUGGCCGAUGGAUGGCCAAGGAGCUGGAGCAACAUCCAGCCCUUCUACGUCAGCAUUUGCCGCCAGGCGCCGCUUCGCUGCUCUGCACCGAAGAUGCCAGGGACCUCCUCGAGGUGCUUGCGCAGGACUCGACCCUGCGGCUGGUCUCGUCGUUUUUGCAGGAGGUGGCAGCCAGGGCAUGCGAGGGACCAAGAAGGUCCCGCGUCUCGGAGACGAGUGGCGUGGCCCGAAAAGAGCUAUGA
Molecule: messenger RNA, 738 nt
Organism: Symbiodinium necroappetens
Lineage: Eukaryota; Dinophyceae; Suessiales; Symbiodiniaceae
Source: the annotation of a GenBank genome assembly